AAAGUUUGUUUCAUUACACGGAAGUUAAUAUCAUGUCGUAAUGGCAAACGUAUCAAUGUUCGCACGCGGUAUAUUAAAUAUUUCACGGUCAUUGAUAUGUAGUUACGGGGUAUGAUUAUUUCGAUGACAGACGUACUUAUUACUCGUGCAUUUUGCGAGUAACAUUUAUACUUCGCGGACGAUCGCUUUCCGUGCGUGAACGAAUGUCUUUGUGAUAUCUCGUCAAGGAGUUAUAUUCAAGAUAAGGCUGAUUAAUGUUAUUGGAAUCAACUCUAUAGCCUUUACGACGUCCAGACGCCACGUACUGCUACGGAGAUACACACAAACAUUCCUCACACACACACGAAUGGAUACUGUUAUAACUCCAUAAGGUUUGACUGUGACCGCGAACCGAGUCAAAAUAUCAUAUUAAGCAUCGUUAAAUGCAAUUAUAGCUGUCUGCAUUCUACGCAGUCCAUUGUGCGACGGUAUAGCAGCGAAUAGGGCGAGCAUCUCUAUCUAGGAAGAGAGAAAGAAAGAAACACUGGAAGUGUAUUACGUCAUCACUGGCAUCAUCCCCAUCUUUCUUUGUAAUCGCAAGCGAGCUUCUGCAACAUGACAAGAACAGACGUAGCAUACCAAGCCGUAAGCAAAGGCGGAGAGGAUAGCGGUGGAAGCGCUGGAGAGAACUCUGAAGACAGGGACGAGCUUCCGCAGCAUAACGAGAAUAACCAUCAUCAUAAGGAGAAACAGGAGCUGCAGCAGCGACCGAAGAGGAAAGAGAAGCGGUGUUUGGACACGGAUGACGUGAUCGUCGAAGAGGAGGACGAGCUGGACGAUGAGUCCGAAUCGAACAACAACGAUCCACCAUCGCCCACGUCGUCAAAGGGAAGAGGAAGUGUGUUUCGAAGGACCAUGUCGUUUUUAGUCACACUACCGCGGAAGCUGUAUAGCUACGUACGAGGGGUCUUCUACACGCCACAACAGCGCUGGUCAAGGGUUGGUCACGACCAGGACAGCGAGGAGAGUGAUUGGUCAUCAAGCGAGGAGGCGACUACGUCACGGUCAAACAAACAGAGACGGUCAGCUGGGAAACCAAGGGACAGACACAGACCAAAGACAAACAAACCUACCCCUCCUCCCAUUGCGCCUAAACCGAAGAAGAAGUACAACACGAGUCCAAGUGGUUCCAGCAACCCGCCCUCAUCGCCAGAUACAACAUCACCUGACACUACGCCUGAGAUCUCCUUUGAUGACAUUGUCAUUGAAACGCCCCAGUUGAAACCGUACAAGCGGAUACACGGACCCCAGGGAAGGCGGAAACCGCAGCGCUUCUCAAACCAAUCCGAAAGCCGACAAUCCGAGCUAACGCUGGAAUCCGAUCUGUCGCGAUGACGUCGUGGUCACGUGAUCUAGUUUUUGUCGUCGCAAACAAAACUUGAAUCUAUGGAACAAGAACCAAAUAGUAACAAUUUGCCUUGUGUUGAGCAAUUUACUUUGAACAGAAUUAAAGAAGGUGCGGAAUGGUGUCCGGGGUGAUUUGUAUAAAAACAACGCGUCGGGAUGACGUCAUAAUCAUGGUGCUUAGGCUAAUUCGUGCAUUUUUGCCUUGCUGGUGGUUUUGCAACAGUUAGAACUGAAAAAGAGUAAAACUGUAAGAAGAUACUUUAUAUUUUACAUUUUUAGUCUUAGACGUUUUAGACUAAACUGCAUAAUGCCUUUGAAUUAGAAGCUGCCUUUGCUGUUGCAGAACUGAUUUGUAUUAAUCGGAGAUGAAUCUUUCAAUUACUGCCUUGAAAUUUGUCUGAUUAGUCUGAUUACACUCUGGCUUUCCAAAUGCAACGUGAUAUGUCACUGUUCCAAAGAUUUUAGAGACAUACUGUUCAUUAUAUUAGUUCAAUGGCUGGGUCAUAUCCACACAUUUUACUAUAACGCUGGCUAUUAUUCCAGAACGCACAUUUCGAUCGCACGAGUAACGUCACUCUGCAUGGUGUCCAGUCGUUUCUCACAGCGAAACUGAACAGUGCUUUCCUCCAGAUUGUACAUAGUGUACUUCAGAAGCAGGUUCGGGUACCAGGCUACCCGGUAGGACGAUUGCAUGCCAAAUUCUUUGUCAAUUACACGUCACAUGAUGUGUUGAUCUCAAUUAUUUGAAUGCGUUUCGCCAAACUGUUCACAUUUUGACAAAGCGACAGUUAAGGAGAUUCAAAUCGGGCACACCUGUCUUACAUUGGUGAUAAGAAUUUAAAAAAAAAAUAUUUGUCAAGAAUUUAUAUGGUGAAAAACUAACUAGAAUGAAGUUAGAAUACCGCAUGUACAGAUAGAAUACGUACACUUUGAUGUAAGAAUUCAAUAAAUGUUGGGAAUUUUUGUUUGUACAUUGGUAGCCAGAAAAUAUGACAAAUAAUUUAGUGCAAUUUGUCAUGGCUAACCUUCAACAACAUAAGACAACAUAAGCGCCUCAGCGUUUUUUUUAGGAACCCGAUGAAGCCCAACCGACUGAGGUAAACCGAUGAUGGAAAUCCGGUGGGUGCGAACCGGUGAAGGCAAAUCGAUAAAGGCAAGGUGAUUUAGGCAAACCGAUGCCAUGGAUGCAAACCGAUGUAGGACAUACAUUGGAUGCAAACCGAUUAAGGAAAACCGAUGGAUACGGCCCGCUGAACGAAACCGACGAGUGCAAGCUGAUGUAGACAAACCACCAGGCAAACCGAAGGAAGAAAACCGAUUAAGGAAAUUUAUAGGACGCAACCAGACGAAAGCAAACCAAUGGAAGUUAAACUAUAUAUGAAGGAAACCGAUGGAAACAAACCGAUGAAUGUAAACCGAUGAAGUUCGAAAUGUAAUAACAUUCAUAAUUAUAUCGUUAUUAACAACGAGGGCAAUCCAACAUUUAUAAUUAUAUGUCGUUCCUUUGUAUGAAAGCAAGAAAAUAAGAGAAACAGAAUAAAUGGUAAAAGUUUAAAAUAGUUUUGGACCAAUAAUACGAAAGUUAUGAUUGUUUGGACUUUCUGUUAAAGGUAUACUCAUAACUACUGUUGGCUAUAUUAUGAAAUAACAAGAACACCAAACCCAUGGAAAGAACAACUCAUGGGUAAUUUCAAUGCACUUUUAUAGCAAGGAAAUCAUGUUCGGGUUGCGUAAUACGUCAUGUUAAUAUUCGCACAAUUCAAUUUGUGAUUUAAAAGGCCAUAAUAAUUGUAUUACUUUUAACAUUUUCGAAGGUCUUUGCUCUCGUUAUAUAUAUAUAUAUAUAUAUGCAUCAAAUAUUUUUUGAAUUUAGGAUAUACCUUUCAUACAACAAUUAUUUAUCUAAAAAUUAUAUUGCAGAAGAUAUUGAUUAUUGUUUAAGCAGCUUGCAAACUGUUUGCUUUAAAUUGUAUCUACAGUGCGUAUAAAAAAAGUAUACCCCACUUUGGUAGCUUAUUAUUAAAAAUUAAUAAUCAAUGUUGCCUUGAAAUCUUUUUGAUGGUAAAGAAUAAUUUGUGUUCUGUAUAAACUUAUACCAUAUUCAUACGGAUGACUGAGCACUAGGUUCUUUAAAAAGUGCCGUCAAAAUCUUGUACCAAGCUUUGGCUAAUGAACCGCACGUUGGUCAGGUAAUAUAUUUAUGUUACCGAGGUCUUAAAUUCUUUUAAACGUUAAAUUCUGUUUAAUGCCUCCGCCCUUCGUUGUUUAAAGUGAUCCAAUGUAUCUAAGCUUUCACAGGACCUCAAACCACAUGAUAACCUUUUUUUAAUAAUUAAUAAUAUUAAGGCGCAAGUAAGCAAGGGGAAAUAAAAUAAUGCGAUUGUUGACUUGCUGUCCCUUAUCACGAGAGGGCAGUGUUCAUGAAACUGUUUGUGGUCGAACAGACAAUCGAGUUCAAGCUUUUCAUUUCUUUUUAAUUUUUGUACCUUUAUUUAUUUUACUAAUUUUAAUUUAAUACGUAUAGCUACGGAUUGCUUGUCAUGGAUUGGAUAAAUUCGCUUUUCUGUUUACUGCUUACUAUCAUGAUGAAAAUAACUAUGAUAAUGAUGUUGAUGAUGAUGUUGAUGAGGAAGAUGAUGGUGGUGAUGAUGAUGACGAUGAUGAUGACGACGAUGAUGGUGAUGAUAAUGAGUAUUUACAUGUAUAUAUACAAUUAUAUAAAAGUUGUACAAUUUAUGAAGGUUAUAUUUAGUAAAGUAACGAAAAAGUUCUGUACAUUAGGUUAAACUAUGUCAGCAUGAGAGUUUGCUUUUCUUUCUAUUUUUAAUUUUUUGAAUUUUGCCUUCAAAUGAUUGAUUCUAAUGAAGUUUUUAUCAAUGAUUUGUUUCGUAUGUGAAAUGUGAUUUUGUUAAUACAUUCUAACAAUUUAUUUCAAUAAAUACACAUUAAAUUUAAUCGAUUUAAUAAUAUUACUAUUCUAUUUUGGUUUGCUGGUCCA
Molecule: messenger RNA, 4384 nt
Organism: Strongylocentrotus purpuratus (purple sea urchin)
Lineage: Eukaryota; Metazoa; Echinodermata; Echinoidea; Camarodonta; Strongylocentrotidae
Product: PH domain-containing protein DDB_G0287875-like
Exons: 5
Coding region: 595-1374 (259 amino acids)
Source: RefSeq, a predicted model, not a curated record